CCAGACCCACCUGGUCGGCCUUUGAUCAUGGGAUUCACAUCAAGGACUGUCAAUCUGUCUUGGGCGCCCCCACCAAACAACCACAACCUGCCGAUCACACACUACCUGAUUCACAUGCGCGUGGGCGAAAAGGGGCACUGGGACUCCCGUCACGGCAUUAUAACCCGUGACAAUCGGACUUACCAGCAAAUUAUCAACCUGCUGCCAUUCACCGUGUACAGUUUCCGCGUCUUCGCCGUGAACAAGAUGGGUCGCAGCCAGCCGAGCAUCGAGUCCUACUACAUGGUCACACUGCGCGAGGGAAACCAAACGGAUUAUGUUUUUGGCGACACCGUCUUUGGCGCUCCAAUAAUAUUUGCACGCCAAAAGACCUGAAUGGCCGAAUUUUUUCUCCACAGCAAUUUAGAGGCACAACCUACCCUGAGCACCU
Molecule: messenger RNA, 430 nt
Organism: Schistocerca serialis cubense
Lineage: Eukaryota; Metazoa; Arthropoda; Insecta; Orthoptera; Acrididae
Product: neuronal cell adhesion molecule-like
Exons: 3
Coding region: 28-375 (115 amino acids)
Biological process (GO): cell-cell adhesion
Molecular function (GO): protein binding
Source: RefSeq, a predicted model, not a curated record